GAAUACCCGGACAUUACAGAAGCAGCACAGGGAGUACUCGCUAGCUAUUUGCUUAAUCCCGUGAAAGUGGAGUAAAAGGGGUUACAUUACACUUAAUCUACCAGAAAACAAUAUUGAAGUACUGUUGCUAAAACUGCAGUCAUCUUCAUCUGGCCAAAGACAACAAAAAGGAGACCCAGAAACGCAAGUGACAGCUAGCUAAGUUUGCUAAAUAAAGUAAGCAACGAGUUUCGUGGCUACCCCAUUGGCUCGGUAUUAUGAAGACUCUGCCCUUCUUCUGUCGGGGAAAGGUUGUUCGAGGUUUCGGUAGAGGAAGUAAGGAACUGGGGAUCCCAACAGCGAACUUUGCUGACGCGGUGGUGGAGCGCCUUCCGCCGGACAUCAGCACAGGGGUGUACUUCGGCUGGGCGAGUGUGGGGGGCGGAGACGUGCACAAGAUGGUUAUGAGCAUCGGCUGGAACCCCUUCUACAAGAACACCAAGAAAUCCAUGGAGGCCCACCUGAUUCAUAGGUUUAAGGAGGAUUUCUAUGGCAAAGUCCUGAAUGUUCUUAUAUUGGGGUACAUCCGCCCGGAAAAGAGCUUCAACUCUUUAGAGUCCCUGGUCACAGCCAUCCACGGUGACAUUGAAGAGGCCAAGCGGAGGCUGGAUUCCCAGGAGUGCAGGAAACUGAGGGAUGAAUUUUUAAUACAAACGACAGACCACAUACUGAACGGGCACUGACCCAAGGAACCUGCCUCUACAGGCCCUCAACUGGACCCUGGUAUCUGGGUAUAUCUGUGGCUAGUUCAACCAAAAUGCGAGCCAGUACCCACUGUAGCAAGCGUAUCACUACCCACCGAACAGCACCCACACAACCGUGAACGCAUCGCGACCAACGGCAGCAUAGAGAUCGCAUGACUAAGACUGAAUCAUGAUGGAAAUUAGUUUGUAUUCUGCCAGAGAUUGUCAUUAUCUCUGCAAGCCUGCUCUUGAACGUUUAGUCUUUAACCUUAGCCUUAGGGCGCUGUAGUGUAGAGGUUUAUGUACAUCUGUCCCGGGAACACAUUCCUGCACCGGUUGAGUAGCGCUGGUGUGCAGUCUGUGUCGCUCAAAACGUGUUCAGUAGAUAAAGUCCAGCUAAUGUAGAUAACGGCGGGGGCGGGGGCGGGGGCGGGCGGGCGCGGUACAGUAGAACCUCAGAUCUGAACACAUGGGGAAUGAAGGUUGUUUCUGGCACUGCGAUUUUCGGAACACUGAAAGUGAUGUUGAAAUGCACCGAUUUUUGGAAAUACUGACUUGAGUGCAGUUUAUUUCUGCCCAAACGCUAAUUGUCAUAGGCCAACAGUGGGCUAAACUUGUGGGCCAAAUUGAAACGCAUCUGUACAGCAAAUUUUGUCCUGGUCCUUUUUUUAAGGUCAAAAGCAGUACUGUCCUUGUAGGCUACUUUAGGAACAGCCUUUAAGCUCACUAGCUUGUCUAAUUUAGAUAAUUCUUGUUUUGCAGCCGCCAUUUUCUAUUAGUGUUAUACUUCAGAUUCUAUACCCUGUUCUGUUGACCUUUCAGUGUUCUGGGUCCCUGAGGUUCUGCUGUAACCUGCGUUGAAUGAUAAAUGGAAGCACAGGCCUCCUCUUCCUCAAGUCUGUGUUGACGGUACUGAUUCAGCCGUUUUAACCUGUACUCGCAGAGCUCUUACCUGCCAUUUGAACACAUUUGUUUGAAAUUCUGUUGCUUUGUAUUCCGUACUUCAUUAUCCAAAUACAGGUGUGUGAUGCAGAACUUAAUUUCUUUGAUUGUAUGUGGUACUGUGUAUUUAAACUAUAAUUUGUUGGAUCGUUGUACUGCAAGUAAAUAAUGUCAAGCAAUGGAUAUUAGCCAUUAUAUUUUGUGGCGUAAUUUAAAGGUGUCUGAAAAAUAUUACAUGAUUAAGCUUAGCUUUUUCUAAAUGUUUACCCUAUGUGUGUGAUUUUUUUAAAAAGCUAUAUGAACACUUAUAAAGUUGAAUGGUGUAAUCGAAGUUCGCUUUGUACCAAAGCAUAUCUCUGUGUUUAUGCUGAAGUGACGGUCAUUGUGUGUCUUUCAUCCAUUCUACGGCUCAGACCUGGUUACGAUUCUGGAGAUGUAAUUUCAUGAGCGUUUUCUAAGAAUUGCAUUGGCUGCAAUGGGCAUGAAUGUUCAAAUGUUUUGUUUGAAUAAAGACAUGUUCGGUUAGCGUA
This is a messenger RNA of Conger conger (European conger), 2194 nucleotides long. RefSeq names its product riboflavin kinase-like. Lineage: Eukaryota; Metazoa; Chordata; Actinopteri; Anguilliformes; Congridae. Gene Ontology annotation, molecular function: riboflavin kinase activity. The record is from RefSeq and is a predicted model, not a curated record. The coding region runs from base 258 to 722 and encodes 154 amino acids. The transcript has 4 exons. Gene Ontology annotation, biological process: FMN biosynthetic process; riboflavin biosynthetic process. Gene Ontology annotation, cellular component: mitochondrion.